UGGUUUUCGCUGUGACGUCACUGACAGGGUGCGCGACAGUCUUGCAACAUCAGUGGAAAGAGAGAGCGGUGCACAAUAACACCGCCGAAUAGGACUUCAUGAGGACAUAAAGACACCGUGACUACCAUAUCAUGCAACACACUAGGCGACAGGAUUUUCAUAAUACCUUAUCAAAUCAUUUGACUGCGUCUUAAUUGCUUGAGCAAAGGCAACGGAGGUAGUGGAAAGCAGUGCAUCUCUUCGACGGGGAGGCUGGGGAUGAGCGCCUCAUGUUAUUAGCAGCUUUACUGACAUGGACGAUUAAACAUGCGGCAACACAAGGAACGCUUGAAGGCUUGCGGUGGGAUCUGAGCCGUGGGGGUGUGUGCGUGGGAAAAGAUCGGUGAUGCAAGGCGGAUGGUCAAGCCGAACAGGUGCCCCAGGGGAGGGCUAACCUGUCCCGACCUGAUGCGCCCUGUCCUACUGUGGUGAGAGUCACAAGCACAACGCGUGCACGCCGACCGGCUCGAGGGUUGGCAGGAGCCCGCAGCCAUGCUGCCCGGAGUAGGGGUGUUUGGCACCAACCUCACGGCCAGGGUUAUCAUCCCUCUGCUGAAAAACGAGGGCUUUUCUGUAAAGGCAUUGUGGGGUAGAACUCAGGAAGAAGCAGAGGAAUUGGCCAAGGAAAUGAACGUGCCCUUCUACACUAACCGGAUAGACGACGUGCUUCUGCACCAGGAUGUGGACCUGGUGUGCAUCAACCUGCCUCCGCCGCUCACCCGACAGAUUGCAGUCAAGACACUCGGCAUCGGCAAGAAUGUUAUUUGUGAUCGAACAGCCACCCCAUUGGAUGCUUUUCGAAUGAUGUCUGCAGCCCAUUACUACCCCAAAUUGAUGAGCAUCAUGGGCAAUGUGCUACGAUUUCUACCUUCAUUUGUCAAGAUGAAGCAGCUGGUGGAAGAGGGAUAUGUAGGAGAACUUCUGGUUUGUGAGGCACAGGUGCAUAGUGGAAGUCUGCUUGGAAAAAAGUACAACUGGAGCUGUGAUGACUUAAUGGGAGGUGGAGGUUUACAUUCUGUUGGAAGUUACAUCAUUGACCUGUUGACCUUCUUAACUGGCCAGAAAGCUUGUAAAGUACACGGCUUUCUCAAGACUUUUGUCAAGCAGACUGAUCACAUCAAGGGUAUUCGGCAAAUCACCAGCGAUGAUUUUUGUACAUUUCAGAUGAUUCUGGAAGGAGGUGCAUGUUGCACAGUUACAUUAAAUUUUAAUGUCCCUGGGGAAUUUAGACAAGAGGUAAUAGUAGUAGGUUCUGUUGGAAGACUAAUGGUCAGUGGAACUGAUCUUUAUGGACAGAAAAAUAAUGCUGCCCAAAGGGAACUUCUUUUAAAGGACUCAACAACAUUGGGGAACACUUCCUUGCCAGAGAAAGCCUUCAGUGAUAUACCCUCACCAUACCUCACUGGCACAAUUCGAAUGGUACAGGCUGUGCGAAAAGCUUUUCAGGACCAAGAAGAUAGGCGCACAUGGGAUGUAAGACCUCUCACCAUGGCAGCCACCUUUGAAGAUUGUUUGUAUGCUCUCUGUGUUGUGGACACUAUCAAAAAGUCUAGCCAGACUGGGGAAUGGCAAAAUAUUGUCAUAAUGACUGAAGAGCCUGAGCUGAGCCCUGCUUACUUGAUUAGUGAAGCUAUGCGCCGAAGUAGAAUGUCCCUGUAUUGUUAACUUAAAAAAGCAUAACUGGCAAAAAGAUGUUUUUGUUGGUUUAUGUGAAUGUGAUGGCAGGAAACUAGCUUAAAAGCAUUUAAGAGGAUAUGUAUACCCAGUGUGUUAAAGAUUCCACCUUAAUUAUCCAUCUCUGGGUAUAAUCUCUUUUUAAGUUGUAUGAGUGCAAAAUGAGUAGAAAAUUGCACAUGCUGAAAACUGCACUGAAGAUCCGUUCAAAAGACUCAGUAUCAAAUUAUUGAUUUUAAGUAUGACAUCCAGAAUUUUAAACUGUGACUUCAAAGACUUAGUUAUUCAUCUUUGGGUAGAAAAAAAUGAUUAGAGCAAAUUGAGAAAAGGAUGUUUAUAAGUAAGCACCAUCAGCCUCCAAUGCAUUCUGAAAUAGAGAAAAGAAGUAACUGCAUUGUUCAGCUAUUUUAGAGCAAAAUCUAAUUUAUACCCAGCAUAUGCUUGCUUUUAGUAUUGGAACAGGGCAUGGGGUUUGAAUGUUUGCACUCAUUCUGAUUAGGAAAUGUUUCUCUUGUUAAUAAUAAAUUUCCAAAAGUUUCAUCACUUUUAUUUCUCAUUCCAGUCAACAGAAAUGGGCUACAAUUUUCUUUGAACUCAGGGUCCUUGCUGCCACAUAAGAAAUGUUAAUUUAACCCUAGUUUUUACAAUUAAAAAACAAGCUUAAAAAAUUUGAAUAUUAAAGGAGAACAUCAAAGACAAAAUGCAGUUCAUAUAUAUAUUUAUAAAUAAUUAAUGUACAGAAUUAGGUAUUCUCAGUUCUUUUUCCAUAAUGCUUAGGAUAGUUUUACCUAUACAUAUGUAUUACAGUAUUAUAGUCAUUAUCGGGGUUCUGGCCUUGGAAUACCAGUAUUCAUUUUGGAAUGUAAUUUUCAUUUUGGAAAACAGGCUGAGCCAAAAUAUUCUGAACAGUAGCCCUGCAAGUUACACAGAAUUUAUGCAUCUCUUUUUUAAAAACUGCAUAGCUUGCUUUUUCUGGAAAACAGGACUACUGUGUUGCCAUACAUUCCUUCAACUUUCACCUGCAAUUUUAUUUAUUCUGUUGCUAAUAUGCAAAUAUGACUGCAUAUGCUAGUUGCGGGACUAACCAAUAUGCAAGUAUACUCAAGCACCUUGCAGAGUCUUAUGAAUCUUUAUAAUGUUAAGAAUUCAUAUUAUAUGUACCGACAAGUACACAGUACCUACCAGCAUCAAAUAGUCGUGUACUUUGCUGACCUGCUCUUCUCUAGGUACCAAAACAUGGUAGCGGAAGUACAUCUCUGUCCAGCAGGUAGUAAAACAACGACUCCCACAAUGUAUUUCGACGUGCUAUGCCAUUCAUUGUCCACUUCUGCCGGACUCCAACCUAUGUACUCCUUAAGAAUGAUUGCUCUCCCCAGGGAUCAAGAGUAACCCCAAAGUACUAAAACUGCUGCACUUUGUUGCUUGCUGGAGAUCUCAAAUGUCACUUCACCCCUAACCCUUAAGUGCCUUUUAAAGUAGACUAGCUUAUAUGCCAUUAGUAAAUAAAACAUUAAUGGCAUACAAAAGAGAAACUUGCUGCUGCUGAAAGAAAUAACUUUUUGACUGCUUCAUGCAUGCCAUAAAGUUAGGUCUUUUGCUCUCUCAAGAGUAGUGAUCCUUCAACCAUGUUGUCUAGACUCAAAUAACAGAAAGAAUAAGAUAAUCAUAAUCCUUGGUUUCACAGCAUGUCUAGGCCAGUGUUUCAUAGGGUUUUAAGUUUAAUCACCAAAUUAGGGAAACAUGAGUCCUUCUUCACCAUUGAAAGAGGUUUCAGACUGGACUAUUGAAAAUUCCUCUCCCGUGAUUAUCUCUAUCCAGUGCCACUUCCUGGUAGAAGGAACUAUGACUGUUUGGAUUCAAUUCAUGGACAGGUAUGUGAGCUGUAGGUAGUAAGAAAAUUGGAAUUUAGUUCAUGCUGUUUGUUAUCUGCCAACAGCGUAGGACUAAUACUUGGUAAAAUAUACAAUAACAAGAAAAGCAGAUCUUGUGGAAUAGUCCCCAGCUUGUAUCCCAGUAGUUUUAUUAAUAUUUAAGAUGCAUCUGCAAUGUAGCACAACAGUUUUGAGCCAUAUAAUGCGGGAUAUACAGUAGCUGUCCUACAUCAGAUCCUUUGUAAUACUAAAAAAGUGAUAAUUUUAUGUGACAUAAAUUUGAAUCAGUUAUAACUGUUCAAUCAAUCUGUUGGCAGUUAUGAGAAAUAUUUGUCUUUAAUCUAACAUUCAGUGAGUUAUGCACAAGAAAACAUAGGAGAGUGAUACUGCUAGUUAAUCAAGUCUAGAGCGGAAAGUGCUUAAGAAUUUGCCUGUGUAUAGUAAAUCAGAAAUCUUUCACAAUCAUCAUAUGCCUAUUCUUUCUGGGAUUUUUACUUGGGUGGGCUGUAUUUAGGUUUAGAGGCAGUUUCAAAAGUAGUUGUUAAAAAUGAAAUGUUUUAGGAGGCUAAUUGAAGGAAAUAAAGAAAUUCACUUUACAUUAUUAAAUAUAUUUUAGCAUUGCUAGAGUUUCAAUGCAUUCUCCUGAUUUAUCCUUAUUUGUAACCUUGGGUCCAAAUGCUAGCUUUAAUCAAAGUUUAAGACUGUUAUUUCUGUUAUCUAUUUCUAAUACAGCUAUUAUAAUUAUGUGAAUCUACUACAGCUUACAUAUACAGUACAAUUAUUAGCAGUCUUUGUUCAUUAUUAAAACAUUGAUUCUGUUUAAUUAAUGAACACAUAGCAGUCCACAUUUACAUUAUAAACAAAGAUGUAAAUUAAAAUCUGAGUAGUAAAUCAACACCAUAAACCAGUUUAACAACUCAUUUAUUAAAUGUGUUUUGUUAAAACUCAUCAUUUAAAUUUGGCUGCUUAAAGCACAUUCAGACAUUGGGAGAACAUGUAAACUUCACACAGACAAACUCAGGCAUGGGAUUUGAACCAAUAUGAAUAUAGGUGUACUGUAUAUAUGAGUGGGCCAUGUGUUGUACCGGCACCCUGCCAAGGUUUGUUUCCUUUAUAGUGCCCAGGUUCCAACCUCCUGCAAAUUUAAAUUUGAUUAAACAGCUUUGAGAAUAUUACAAUUAUUAAUCAUAACUUAUUUAUUUUGUAUAUUUUUCAUAACCAAAUUCUGAAAUUGUUUUAGCUGUUGACUUCUAGUGUGUGCCACCAGUGCUUUUCAUUAAUGUGUGCAAGGCUUUAAUCAUAAGCACCUGGCUUAAGAGGCAGCACCACUUUUUCUUCACUAGAAAUUAAUAUAAUUUAAAAGCUUCUAUAUCAUAUUGUCAAGCACUGGACCUCAGGUUAUCUCAUUUUAAAUAUUUUAUUAGUGCUUUUCUGGCAUUUGCAUAUAUUCUUGCUCAUUUUCAUGUGGAGUCCAAUGCCCAAUGUGCUAUCAGUUUGAUUGGUUAAAUCAUCCAAUCUACCAAUGCUAUUCAGAAAAUUCAUGAGUAAAUUUUUAAUCAAAGUGCACUUUUGUGCCAAAGAAUAUAAGAAUAGUGUUAAAGUUUCUGCAGUUGUGGCCAUUUUGUCCAAACUGUUAAGUCAUCAAUAGUUUGCAAUAGACUGAAAGAUGCAUCUUAACAUUUCAAACCUGCAGCCAGUGCUUUCUUAACAAAAAUACGUAAGGUAUUUUAUAUUAAUAUAUAAAAUACGGUUGGCAUUGAAACUAAGUGUCAGUAAUAAAACUGUCUUCCCUUCAGGUGGUUUCUGCUAAAAUAGAGUUCUUUGCAUGCCGCAACAUUUUAUGAAAUAAUUAAAAAAAAAAAAACUUGCAA
Messenger RNA from Polypterus senegalus (gray bichir), 5455 nucleotides. RefSeq names its product glucose-fructose oxidoreductase domain containing 1 (gene gfod1). Gene Ontology annotation, molecular function: nucleotide binding. The coding region runs from base 532 to 1704 and encodes 390 amino acids. Lineage: Eukaryota; Metazoa; Chordata; Cladistia; Polypteriformes; Polypteridae. The record is from RefSeq and is a predicted model, not a curated record. The transcript has 2 exons.